This is a messenger RNA of Salvia miltiorrhiza (redroot sage), 1341 nucleotides long. RefSeq lists its product as uncharacterized. NCBI's taxonomy places the organism in Eukaryota, Viridiplantae, Streptophyta, Magnoliopsida, Lamiales, Lamiaceae. The coding region runs from base 1 to 1341 and encodes 446 amino acids. The record is from RefSeq and is a predicted model, not a curated record. The transcript is spliced from 3 exons.
AUGUCUAAUGCUAACAAGGGUGUCAACUUCUCGUUGAAACUGAUGAAGAGUAAAGAUGAAAGGAAGGUACUCUUUGCAGAAGCCGACCACCAUUUCAUAGACAUUCUGUUAAGCUUCUUGACUUUGCCGUUGGGAAGAAUUAUGGAAAUCUUCGACGGCCACUUUGAAGGUAAUGAGACGCCCAGCAUCGGAAGCUUAACCAGUUUGUAUCGCAGCUUAGGAGACCUCGAUGAGGCCUAUUUUGUGACGGAGGAUGCUCACAAGGCUCUCCUCUUUCCAAUCAGUUCAUUCGAAGACGAAUACAAAAUGCUGAAACUGGACUUCACUGAUUCUCUGCCUGCGAAGCAUUUCUGCUGUUGCUCUACACUUCCUAGCAUCAGCAUGUACUAUGAUGAUCUCACCUGCAAAACCUGUGGCAAUAAGAUGAGAAAAGAAGAAGCUGAGAAAGGGUCUAAUGCUGCUUCGAGAGAUGGAGUGUUCAUUAAAAGUAAAUCAUCUUUCAUAAUCUCUACUGAUCUGCAAAUAUUUGCAAAUGAGACUGGAGUCCUACCAUUCAUCACCCUUCUUGGCAUUACAGACGUGAAUGAGGCAGAUUUGGUCUCAGUUUCGUUUGGGUUCGAAGAGAUUAUUGACUUGUUGAAGACAUCCUUGAUGUCCCCAACUCCAUUGUCGGACCUUUUCCAAGGUGUAACAACAAAGAGUUCAACUGCAACGAUUUCAUUGCCGGAGUUUGAUAAAGAAGUAAACCCCAAGUGUAGGAAUCUAAGUUUGAAAUUGAUGGUACGAAAAUCCACCGGUGAGCUUUUGUACGCUCACGCUAAGGAAGAUUUCGUAGAGUUUCUAUUUGGUUUGCUCACCAUUCCAUUAGGCAAGACUUGUUUUGAGGCUAUAAACAACUUGUACCGGAGCACGGCUGAACUCGACGUCGAGUAUUUCAAGACCUCGGAGACGAAGAAGAGGCUAAUGAAUCCCAAUUUGCCUCAUGGUUGCAUCUCCCCAAACCAGAUUCUUCCCCUCGCUGAGGAAAGCUUGCCUGCUGAAUACACAGAUAAUCUCUCCCUCUUUUCUUCGGUUGCGUUUCCCAAAGGCCAGGGAGUCUAUCUUGUGCGACCAACAACUUAUGUGGUGAGUGAUGAUUUGACCGUGAGACCUUAUCGUACAACCUCUGCCAUUUGGACUAUCAAUAAGAGGAAAAUUCCGAUAUCUGAUGUCGAAGAAAUGGAGCUGCAGAUUGGAUUGAAAGAGGCUUUGAGCAUACUGAAAGCUUCUCUUACAUCCACCACAGCUCUGUCCGAUGCUCUGCUCAGUACUUACCCAUCGCACAAACGACAAAAGAAAUAA